Molecule: messenger RNA, 345 nt
Organism: Dovyalis caffra
Lineage: Eukaryota; Viridiplantae; Streptophyta; Magnoliopsida; Malpighiales; Salicaceae
Source: the annotation of a GenBank genome assembly
AUGGAGGGUGACACAUUCUCAGGACUUGGCAAUGGUACCCAGGUAGACGGCAAGAUCUUGCAGACUUUUCAAAAGAACUUUGAUCAGGUCCAAAAUAUCUUGGAUCAGAAUAGGCUUCUCAUUAAUGAGAUAAACCAGAACCAUGAAUCCAAGAUCCCUGACAACCUGAGCAGAAAUGUGGGUCUGAUAAGGGAGCUCAACAACAAUAUCAGGAGGGUAGUUGACCUUUAUGCUGAUCUUUCUACCUCUUUCACCAAAUCCAUGGACGCUUCUUCUGAGGGGGAUUUUAGUGGUGCUUUGAAACCUGAUGGCAAAGCUGGCCACAAGAGAAAUAGACCUGCAUAG